GCGGUCUGAUCAAUGGGUGGGUUAACCCGUCGGCCUGACACAGCCAGAUGGAGCCUGGGAUUGGUGGUGACCCAGGACGGGGAGCCAGGGCUGGGGACCCCAAACAGGUAGCACACUUGUUGAUCUCCGUCAUUAUUUCAUGUCUCCCUCUAACUGCUUCCAGUAACUUACCCAUUAUUGAUACAUUUACCCUAAAUUGUAUCUAAGGGGGGGAGGAGGGGCCAAUCAAUGCCCAGCUGACACCUGGUACAGGGGGCAGCCAUUGCUGGAUGGCAUGAGAAGGCAUGCCAGGGUUCAGGUGUCUGGCAGUAUGGGCAGGGCAGGGUAGGCAGUGGCUGCAUUGGGGUUUAGUUAUAAAUUGUAACUGGGGGGGAGGAGGGGCCAAUCAAUGCCCAGCUGACACCUGGUACAGGGGGCAGCCAUUGCUGGUUGGCAUGAGAAGGCAUGCCAGAGUUCAGGUGUCUGGCAGUAUGGGCAGGGCAGGGCAGGCAGUGGCUGCAUUGGGGUUUAGUUAUUAUAAUUUUGUUUGUUUUUAUGUUCUGGUUGAAGAUGAGUCACUUCCUUAUCUUUUCUCCAACCCAUGGCUUUCCUGGCCAGACCCAGCAUGUGUUUAAUGUGGGCAUAACCUGAGUAAAAAGACUCAUUCUGGGAGGGAAGUUCUCAAAGUGGAGCAGUGACAUUCCAUUUGGUUUCCAUGGUGAUUGCUCCACUCUUAGAACUUUGCCCCAGAUUAAUUCUUUAUACAGACUUCUCCAGAUCUACAUACAGGGCAGGAAGGAAGUGCGUUUAUCCAGCAGGCAGGAAUCCCAAAGUUACUGAGCUGGUUAAUUCUCUUCUCUCCCCAAAUCCCCAGUAGCAUAGAUGGCUACAUAUGUUAGGACAUUGCUUUUAUUGUGCUGCCAAUAACACACAUAUAUUUAGAAAUAUUAAUAUUGAGUUUAUUUUUUUUACAGAAUGUUUUCAAGGGAAUGUGUCUGUAAAUAAUUUGUGCAGAGUGGUUUUCUACAUAAUUGCUCACUUUGAUAGCAGAUGAUUGCAAUAGAAGAAAUUAACUAUUAUAUACAGUAGUCAAAUUUGAAAAUGUUGUACAGUGUCAUUAUAUAAAUUAUAUGAUUUGUAAUCUUUAUAGUAGAGCUUUAUCAAGGUUCCCUCAGGAAAUGAAAGGACUAAUUUAUUAUAUUGGGUUAGUGAAACCAUGAUAUGUGCACCAUAACGACCUCAUUAAAAUCAGAGGUUUUAGUGCCACUCUUAGGGUUAUUCACAUAAAUGAGAAUUCAAAGUGAAUUUAAAAUUUCAUGUCAAACUAGCUGAACUGGAAAAGUUCUCAGCUCUGUCAGCUGGGCUCUUAGUUCGGCUGGUCUGGACUUUAAAUUUAAAAUUCAGCACUUUCAGUCAGUUUCUCUGGAUAAAGCUCAAGAGGUGUUUGUUUAUACAUGAUUAAGGCCUCACGACCAGAACAUUGCAUUUUAUUUUUGUCUUUUUUUACCACAAUAAAUCUUUGAACCUGCACCCUUUAUUGUGAUGUCUGUGGACCUUUACCUAAAGAGUUGUUAGUUAAGCUGGUUUGUCAGCAUUGAAGAGAUUCCCUGAGGCAUGCUGAACAAUGUGAUCUACCUGGUCACUUAUGCUUUGACAACACAAAACAAAAAAAAGGAACUGCACUCUAUCACUUGAGCCAAAAGGGUGAUUUACCAGACCCAGAGACAGCACUCGCCCAGCAAGUAAACACCAGUUGAAGAAAUGGUCCAGUUACUCCAGUGUUCUAAAGACACCUUAAUUGGAACACUAUCUUACAAUUUCUUCAACUAGUCUUAUGCUUGUCUUAUUAUUUUAUUGAAUUUUUAAGUUUAGUGGCGGUUUGUGGCAUAUUUUAUAUAUUUAAGCUACUUACAGUUCUAUUUAGUACACGGUGUGUAGGACUGUUUGAUGAUCAGUUUUGGAUGCAAUUCAGCCAAUAGUUUGAAAUUUCGAUUCAGAUGAAAUGCAGAGCUUGCCAGUGAAUAUUUCAGUGGUUUAGACAAUUCAAUAAGUCCCUGAUUUGGUGCCCUUAUGAGAGAGUGCCACAUUUAAGGGUACCAAAUUAGGCAGGAAGUUGUGCUUGGUAGAUAGCUCACUAUUUUUGUAUCCUUAAAUAUGUUAAUCCCACAUAAAGAUACCAAAUUAGGGAGCUAUCUACUAACAUAGUUACAUAGAUUAAAAAGAGACACACGUCCGUCAAGUUCAGCCUUUCUUGCUGUUGAUCCAAAAGAAGGCAAAAAACCCUAUUUGAAAUAUUCCUUCUUGGCCCCAGAAUGGCAGUCUGCUCUCUCCUUGGAUCAAGAAGCUGUUACCCCACAUGUUACAAAUGAUAUCCCUGAACAUGUUUUUACAAGUAUUCAUCCGGUCAUUGUUUAAAAAUCUGUACAGACUCUGAUAAAACCACAUCUUCAGGCAGAGAAUUCCACAUCCUCAUUGUUCUUACUGUAAAAAAAAAUAAAAUCCUUUGCCUUAGACUAAAUCUCCUUCCUUCCAGUCUAAAUGCGUGACCUUGUGUCCUAUGUGUGGUCCUGUUUAUGAAUAGAUUUCCAGACAAUGGUUUGUAUUGUCCCUGAAUUUAUUUGUAUAAUGCUCAUAUCCCCUCUUAAUAUUUGCCUUUGGCUGUUUAGUAGAUAGCUCUCUAAUUUUGUUCCCUGCCUGGUGUAGGAUAUUCAUUUUUAAGGAUACCAAAUGAGGUACUCUUGAGUGGGAUUGCCAUAUUUAAGGAUACAAAAUAAGGGAGCUUAUUUUGGUAUUUUUGAGGAAAUAAGGGAGCUGUCUAAUAAAAACAGCACGCUAAUCUGGUGCCCUUAAAUUUAGCAAUCCCACAUAAGGGUACCAAUUUUAUUAAUUUCUAAAUAACUGAAUGAAUUGCACAAAGAAGAAUAAAUAAACUUAAUUCCCCCCUUUUCUGUCUAACAGGAAUGGGCAAUGGAGUCGAAGGGCCCCAGUAUUGAGAAAAAAGGUCCAUAUCUGAUGGGCAAGGGUCCAUCAAUACAAGCCAAGUUACGUGAGUAUUAAAAGUGGUUAGUGAUAUUUGGAGUCCUUGAUGGUGCCUGUGCUUAGUCACUGUGUUAAAUAAACAUUUAGGUCCAGUUGUGUCUUUUGUUUAAAGGGAUACUAUAGGCAAAGAAACAGCUUUAGCUUAAUGAAGCAAUUUGUGUGUAGAAGGCUAUUAACAGAGCAGGAGAUAAGCAUUAAACAGAUUGUGCAAUAAAGUAAGUUUACACAUAAGAUGACUCUUUACAGGAAGUGUUUAGGAAGCCUUAGUCAGUCACAUGCAGGGAGAUGUGACUAGAGUUGUGUAAAUAAAGUGAAUUAACUCCUAAAUGGCAGUGAAACUGCAGGGAAAUGAUCUAUACACCAAAACUGCUUUAUUAGGCUUGUCGUUUUAAUCCAGAGUGUGCCUUUAAGCAACUGGUUCAAUUAAAGUUGCAAAAAUCCCCUAUAAAUACAGAUACAAUUGCUUCUCAUAAAUGAGCCUCAAAAUAAGUAUUAUCGGGACAAUACUGCUGGGGAAUUUCCAUGCAAUGUAAAAUGACCUGGAUACAGCCAUGGAAUUGAUAACUGUCCACCGUGGACAAUAUGUUUUUGAAUAAAGUGUCCUUCUAAAAACGAAAGCAGCAAGAUGGUCUGUAAAAACGCAAGAGGCCUUGAGAUUUGUUUUAGUAAUAUAUGGGGGUUUCCCCAUGCUGGAUAAAGUAUUAAUUGUUGAUGUUCUACUUGGUACCUGAGGAAGUGCCUUUUCGUAUAUAUGAAACUCGUGGUAAGAACAUGUGGAUCUCCUUUUUAUAUGCUAUCUGCGCCAUUCUAUCUUUAUAAUGCAUUUUUUUUAAAUAUUGAUUGUGACCAGUUAAUGUCAAAUCUUAUCUGCAAAACCAUAAAAAAACAAAAAAGCGAGAACCAAACUCUCAUUCAGAUCAUAGUGACAGCGGGAGAAGGAAGUGUCCGAGGAAGGAAUUCUUACCAAACUAAUGACAGAUUAUCAUCUUCAGCCCUUCCUAUUUUCCUUUUUAUUGAUAAAGAGAAACAACGUAUUUAGAACUAUUUCUUGUUCACAAAUCUGUAUAAUUUCAAAGUGUUUGAUAUUCACGUAAACUCUGUUUGAUGGUUCGCUUUGUAGCAGUUUCCUAACAUUUCCAAUAAAGCACACAGACACAGGAGCCAUUUAAAGCUCUUACAGGUGUAAUAAACGUCUAAUGCUUUUUUUAAACGUGGAGAAAUUCUAUUGGCGGAUGUUCCUGAAAGCAGAUUGCCAUCAUCGAGGCUGUCAGUAAUCCGUUUAGUAAGACCAUCUGCUAUUUUACAUCUAACUGUGUGGUUACCUUUUAUCUUACAUUUAAAAUGCAAAUAAUAAUGCAGAUUAUAUGAAAACGCAAGCUUGAAUCUAACUGGCAUUUUCGACCCUUCUUUCCCUAUAUGAGAAAAAUGUCCCACUUUGCUCACGAGUUGGUUAAUCUAACAGCUAUACAGGUUCAUUUAAUAAAGAAGAGUAAACUUCGGUUCCUUCUUCCUCCCGUCCUCCCCUUCCUCUCCUGAAUUUUCUAAGUUUAGUGGAUGUGGGAAGAGAUUAGGCAGACCCUGAGCAACAGCUUCCUGCGGCUUUUUUGAUAAAUCUGGAUGCUAGAUGGGUUUCCACAUACAAUCCUGUUUGACUCCAUGAUUUGGUAGCAAUCCAUGGACUGAGUGUGUGCGGAAUGGUCUGCUACCCUGCAAGUGCAGACUCUAUGCUCCCUGUGGGCCUUGAAGGACACUGGCCUAGCAAAUCAGGAACGAUUUUUGAUAUCCCCACUGACUAGUAAAACAGUACGUAGCUCCCCUUAUGCAGAUUCAAAAGGGCGAAUGCUUUGCUUUCCUUCAAGCAACACAGGCCGUGAAUAAUCUAUCCCAAAUCCACCCAACUUAGAAAAUUAUUGGGGGGUGGCAAUAAAUCAAAUAGUUAAGUUUUUAUAUUGCCAUUUCUAUUUGAAAUUUCAUGAAUUAAGGAUUUUAAUGAUAAUUAAGAAAAUGUUUUUUCUUGCUGAGGUAAGUAGCCCCUUCCUAUGAAUUGAAUAAAAGCUCUCGAUGGAGCGGGUCCCUGCUGGUUUUACUUGCUCAGUCCGUGUCCUGUGUAUUUAGUGUAUCCCUGUAUCGCUCUCCAGAAUAUGUUAACACAUUAAAAAACCCAGUAAUAAUAAUUUUUUUUAACCAGGUGAUUUGCAAUUUUGUGUAAUAGAGAUCACAACCCAUGUAAAUUUAUGUUCAAUUCAGUGGCCGAAUGGCAAUUAACCCUUUGACAGCAUCAGCUAUCUAUUCAAAAUAAACCGCAUUUGUAUUAAAGGGGAAACUAUAGUGUUAGGAAAAGAAACUCGUUUUCUUGGCACUAUAGCUUCCCCCUUGUUUAAGGCCCCCCCGUGGUGCAGAAGGGGUUAAUAACCCCUGUCUGUCACUUACCUGGGUCCAGUGCCGAUGUCCCUCGGAGCUUGCUCUGUUCCGCCUCCACUCCUCCCCCACUGACAUCAGCCGGCGGGCAAGACCUAAUGCGCUGCGCAAUGGUUGCACGCGCAUUUAGGAUUUCUCUGUAGGAAAUGCAUAGCGUGAGGACGUUCAGCAUCAUUUAAGUGACCUAAAGUUGCCUAAGCACCAGGAAGUCUCUCUAGUGGCUGUCUAGUAGACAGCCACUAGAGGAGGAGUUAAAAAAAGUGCAAUAAUUACAUGCUCACGGUUAAGGGUGAUGGGACACUGCACCCAAACCACUUCAAGGUCUGGGUGCCUACAGUGUCACUUUAAAGCAACAUUGUAACCAGUGGCCCAGUGGUAGUCAAUGGACCGCUUAAGUCCACCAGGUCACUUAAUCUCAAUUAAAGCAACACUGUCUUCUUUAUGAAAUACUCAUUUCGAGUGUGUUGGAAUUUCACUUAAAUUCCAACCCAGUCAAGAGAGAAGGCCAGACAAAAUAGGGACUACUUUGUCUCUGUAUUUCUCGUCUGUCUGACUUUCUAAGAUUUAGGGCAGAGUCUAAGUGUCAAACUCGACAGGCUGCAGGGUAUUGGCUGUGUCUGUGGAUAGAUAUAUAUAUUUAUACUGCAGGGUUAAAGCGAUACUAUAGGCACCUAGAUCCACUUCAGCUCAUUCGAAGUGGUCUUAGUGCAGUUCCACAGUCCCUUUUUAAUCCUGCAAUUGUAAUUAUUGCAGUUAGUGAUAAACUGCAAUAAUUCCCUUGCAGGACUAACUCCUCCUCUAGUGGCUGUCAUACUCAUACACAUAGGCGGAGUGGGAGACUCUGCACUGGAACGGUUAAAGUAACAGCUAACCAGCUUUAUUUUAUUAAUCUGUAUGACAAACAGGUGGGGCUGUAUUUCUGUUAGGGACAGUAAAGUCUUGGGAAUACAGAGUGAAAGUACAUUGGCAAGUCUCCGUUCUGAAUAGGUUACUCAUUACAGAUUGAUUUUGUCAUUUUCACAAAGAUUUCAUUUUAUCAGCAGAUAAUAAACACUGGUUAAACACUGGAAAUGCUUCAAAAGAACGGUCAUUGUGGGGGAUGGCCUUGAUUCAGUAAUUUAUAGGUUAUUGUUCAAUUGUAUGAAUGUUGGAUAGGAGACAUGGACUUUCUAAAUUAAAGGUUUUCUACUAAAUUAGGAUAAAUUAUAAUAAUUUUUUUUUUUUAACAUCUUAAGGACAGAGGCAAUUGUACAUGUUCUGACCAAAAACAAAACCUUAAUUUGAGCUAUAUGUUUGUUCAACCAUAAUUUUCCUCUUUCAUAUUAAAGGGACACUGUAGGCACCUAGACCACUUCAACUCAUUGAAGUGGUCUGGGUGCGGUGACCCUUUUGCAAAACAUUGCAGUUCCAGCGACAUCGGCGCUGGAUUCAGGUAAGUGGCUGAAGGGGUUUUAACCACUUCAGCUGUGCAGAAGGGGGUCGCGAGGAGUGGGGGGGCCUAAUAACCCUAUAGUGCCAGGAAAACUGCGUUGUUUUCCUGGCACUAGAGGGUCCUUUUAAGUGCACACACACUUAUUAUAUAACAUUUUAUUCAUAAGAAAUUGGGCUUUCAUUUCACAUAAACUAUUUAUAUGCAAAACAUAACUUAAUAUAAAUAAAAUCCACAAAAGUUUGAGAAAUUAUGAAGCUUUGUGAUAAAAUACACAUAUAUGUGUUCAGCAUAACUCACACCCUACCCCCUGUUUACAUGUUUUAAAGGGCUUUGGAAAGUUACACGGUCAAAUAUAGGGCUUGUCCAUUAAUUUCUCUGGACUUUCUGCCUGGGUUGUCAGACAGGUCCCCCCAAUAUAUAAAAUCAUAAAUAUGCACGUAGAAUAAAAUAUGAGAUAUUUAUUCUCAUAUGUCAUAUUUUUAUACAUUAUUUUUCCAUAAUUGGGUUUUUAUUAAUUGUAUCUUCCUGACAGUCCAGGCAGCCUCCCUGCCUGAAAUGUUGUAAUCUGGCCAAUCGUGUGAUCCGUGUCAUUGCGACUAAGAUCGGAUGGGUGGGGUUAGCUGUAGCUGGACAGUCUGUUUCCACGCAGUCCCCAGCCAUGGAAGGUGAGUAUCCACUCUGCAGGUAGGAACCAAUUGUCAGUGCGUGCUAUGCCAUCCUAACAGAGUUAAAGCAUUUUUUGGACCGCGUAGCAGGCAAUAAAAUUGGGAAACGGUUAUGAGCAAGUUUUUGUUUUUUUUGUUGUUUUUUUUAGUUUUAUAAUUUUUGUAUGUUUGUAAUAGCUUUCAUAUUCCACAUCCAUGUUACCGUGUUGCCACCCACCCCAUUAAUGGUUUAUAAGUGUGUAGGGGUUCAUAAAAAUACCCUUUAUGUCAUAUUCAAGAGUUUUAGCUGAAGACGGCAAAGUGAAUUGUUAGUGUAGGACUCCCCUAAGAGGUUUUGCUUUGCGUGGCAGGUGAGCUUACACCUAAAUGUGCUUUUGAAAUGAUACUAAAAAAAACCUCUAGUUAUUUAAACGCGCUUUGGGAUAGAGCACAGGUAACUCUUUCUUUCUGGUUUCUGUUCUAUGUAUUUGGACUGAUUGCUGCUGACCAGGAGUAGUGGGAGAUUAAGCACAGGGCAUUAGUUUGUUUAUUCUCUUUCUCUGCUCGGUCAGUCUAGUCAUUUAUAGUGCACUCUUUCAAAUUAGAUGAAGUUAAAAGAAUAAUUAAAAAGAAUAUUUUUUAUAAACCUGCUUUUAAUGAAUGUAUUUUUAGUACUUUGCAUGACACUUGUUCCACCACUGGCAAUGUGAAUAUUCUCAGCAUUCAUUUAAAAAAAUGUUUCUUCUUUUUUUUUUUUUCUCCAGAAAGACAGAGAGAUUUGGCCCGGGCUACAUUAAAGAAGAAGGGCAUGUUGGUAGUACCUGGGAAAGGAAAAACAGUUUCCAAAAAGUAUGUUUAGCUGAUGGAGCAGAAAGAAGUAUCAGACGGUUUAGUUACACAGUUACAAUGUCUUCUCUCCUGUUUACAGGUCUGUAAAGUUCAAUAAAGGCUACGCGGCUCUCAGUCAGGCUUCUGACGAAACUCUAGUUUCUCUGGACUCGGACAGGUGAGGCUGUUUUCUGCUAAAUAUGUUAUGUGCCGCCAAACCAGUGUAAGAAUUUUCAGUAUAAAAAGUUUUCACUAUUUGUCUAUAAUGGCACUGCAGAUAUAUAAGAGAGGGGAUUUAACUAUAAAUAGGACAAUUACAAGAAAACUUACAGGAACGAUAGGUUGAAGAGGACGACCCUGCUCAAACGAGCUUACAGUCUAUAGGAGGUGGGGUGUAAAACACAUCAGGACAGGAAAUAGCAAUCAAAUAAGGUGAGAGUGAAGCAGGGCUGGAGAAGAGAGUAAAUUGCUGCCCUAUAGGAGAGAGCAAGAGCCAGGUAUGUGAGGUAGAGGUUACUCUGGGAAGCCAUAAGCUUUCCUAAAGAGAUGGGUUUUAGGGCACUUUGCAAAGGAUUGAAGACUAUGGGAGAGUCUGAUGGCGGUAGGCAGGCUAUUCCAUAGGAAGGGAGCCACCUGCGAGAAGUCCUGCAAGCACGAGUUGGCCGUACGGGUGCGAGCAGCCGAUAGGAGAAGGUCACAGGCAGAGGGGAGAGACCGAGAAGGGGCAUACCUAUGGAUCUGUCAAGAGAUAUAAGAAGGGCUAGAAUGGUAAAUAAUGCUGGGGAAGUAGUCUCCUCCUAACAGUAGAUUACAUAUAAGCCGUUUAAUAGGUCAAAUCAAAGGGAGUAGAUGACAUGUCAUUGCCUGUUAAUGGAAGCUUGGAGUGCAGUGAUCAAGGGAAGAGCUAAGGAAUGCAGUUGGAAUUGGGGGUCAUUUGUUUUAGGGAUAACUUUAGGACUGUCAUACCAUUUCUGUUCCCCUCUCAUUUCCUGUAUCCCCUCUCAUUCUUUCAGUGAUGCAGAGCUGGAGUCUAGAUGUUCUUCUGGCUAUUCCUCUGCAGAGGUAAGGAGUACAAAAUAAAUAUAUAGUUCAAAUCCAUUAAGUUCAGUUUAAUUAAAGUGUCAAACAAAACCAACCCAAAAUGUUUGGCUGAGGGAAAUUAUACCUAAUUAACUAAACUACGUUUAUUCUGGUCAUUUCCUUAAUAUAAUGUAAAUUAAUGUUUUGUUUUUUUAAUUUUGUUGAUUGGGAUUUGUGAUAAUUUGAAAAAAAAUCUGAAAAUACUGAUUGCCAUUUUGAAGUCAUGGAGGAACCAACGAUUUAAAGUUAUUAUGCUUACUAAUUUUAAAAACGGCUAUACUUAAAUAAAACCAGAGGCUUCUUGUACCUGCACCUUUUUGAUCCUCUAUGCUGAUAUCACUCUAUGACUAUGCUUCCCCCUUUAACAUACAAUAUAUUGAGAUUACAUUGUGUGUGCUGUGUAGGUUCCAGGUAAUGUUUAAAUGCUAGGAUCUUGGUAAAGUAUUCAGUAAACAUGCUGAGGUCAGGCGAAGGAGAAUGCAGAAAAAAGGAGGAGAAAUAAGAAUAAAUGGAAUAACUUACUAUGUUAUAAAAAUCUAAAUGACCUGACCUCGAAAAACGUCAAAAUAUUUAUCUAAUUUCUUUCCAAGGCAUUUCAAACCUAUGGUUCCUGAUAUGGUGGGCAAAAAGCCAGAUAUUAUCUCCUUACUCUAUUCUGCAGCCAGAUUCAGUAAACAUCUUUGGAAGGUCCCAUCUUCUAUUUAUUACAUAAAAAAAUUGGGUCCAUCUUUCAAUAUGUGACCUUUGAUUAUUAAUCAUUGAUGUUUCACCAAUAGAUAGAUUUAACAAAUCUAAUCAUUGAGUGUCUUCCGCCUCUUACUUUUUUCUAUGUCCCCAUGUCAUUAAACACACAAAAACACAAUAUUGGAAAAGACCACUGAUGACGUAGCCUUACUAGAUUUGCCACUUUUAAUCCUUUAAACAAAUGCUUCUUAAUGCUGGUGGGCAACACAUAAAAAGUGCUGCUCUGUAGGAAUUUGAUAUGAUGUUGCAGGAUGACUGUCAAAAUGACUCUUUUGGGAUCCCUCUUUGAUGAAACAAUUAUUCUCUUUCUUGCAGCAUAUGAAUGCUACAAAUUGUAAUACCGUACUCUUCAUAUAUAGAAUAUACAUUCUUAGCUGGUAGCCAAAUGGUCCAAAAGAUCACAAGAACGUCUAAAUAAAUUACAGUUGUAUGCAUCAUCUAUAGAAUUAAAAAGGGGGACACUAUAGACAACCAGACUAGAUGGGCCGAAUGGUUCUUAUCUGCCGUCACAUUCUGUGUUUCUAUACAAAUUUAAAAAAUAGAUGUAGUGAAUUGAAAUAGCUUUAAUGCAAAUUGAAACAAGGCAUGGUGGGACCAUCAUCACAGGCCCUCUCCCACACUCCAAUGCUCUCUUCCCUCCUGAAAUGUAAUUAAAAUCUCCUGCAAUGAUCAGUAUUCCCUUGGAAAUUUUAGCAACCCUGGACAUUAUCUUGGAAAAAGUAGUCAUUGGGUCUACAUUAGGUAGAUAUAAAUUGACCAAAGUAUAAAUCUUAUUAUCAAUACUACAAACCAAAAUAAUAUAUCUAACCUCCUUAUCCCGUUCACAAUAAACAAUGUCCAAUUUAAGAUCAUUUCAAAAUAUAAUAGCAACACCUCUCUUUUUUUUUUUUUUUUCUAUCUACUAAAAAGGCUUGAAAAAUGAUUGGACAUUGAGCCCCUCCCCACUUUUGUUGAGAAUCUCUAAGCCAGUGAGAUGCUUGAAUAAAUGCAGCCUGAAUUUUCUCUUGGAUUAAGGAAUGAUACAGCCUAUUUCUCUUAUUGGUCAUAUUUAACCCCUGGACAUUAGAACAUAUACACUUUAACCCCUUAAGGGCACAACUUCAGAAAUAAAAGGGAAUCAUGAUGGAAUAUUUCCAUCAUGUGUCCUUAAGGGGUUAACAUAUAUACAAUUCAAAAUUUGACUGCCCACCUAUCUCACUCUGAAAAACACACAUACAACAUAUCAAAUAUACAGUUCGGAGUGGCCAGACCACAAAGGGUUUAGCACACCCAGAAAAAACAACAUACCGUCGGAAACAAAUUCCAAUGUAUCCGUUAGAGCACAUAGUGCUCUCCGAAAUUUUUUUAGUGUAACUACAUAUAGCGGGGCAUGAAAAUGGCAUCUCACCAUAAGGAAAAAAAAUAUAUAUAUUACAUUAUUUAUUAUUAAUCCCAUACUCUAUUAUAAAGGAUUAAUUUUUUCUAAGGAGUAAGAGUGUGGUUUUAUAUAUAAUCAAGCUCUUUAAACUAGUAUUUUCAUCGAAUGACACUAAGUUGACCGUUAGUUAGUAGAGUCUUGUACCAUAAUAAUAGUGUGUUGCCUAUAAAUAUUAGUAAAGUGCAGUAGACCUAUUAUUCCCUACAAGUAGCAUAGUUUAUAUUUUAACAACCAUUUUAACAGAGAUAAAAUCUCAUAUAGAGUUUUAUAUAUCUAUGUUGUGAAUAUUUUAUCAAAUACAAGAUGUAUCUAUCAAAUAUCUGUUUGUUUGUGGAUUAAACUAUUAAUAAAUAUAUUUUCAUGGGGAGCAAUCUUAUCUCUUUAUAAAUUGUGCAAAAAAAUAGAAAUAGUGUUCCAAUAUAUUAAUUGAGCUCUUUAUAGCUUUGUCUUAAUAAUAGUCUUUGUCUUAAUAACUCUCUAUCCAGUCAUAUGAGUGAAACUUAUCCUUAUUACCCCCAUGUGGAUCUAUAUCAAAUAUGUUUAUAUUAAUAACGUGUCACCAUAGAGUUGGAUCCUAACGGUCACAAUACCCAAAUAGCUGAAUACAUAUCCAUCUAUUUCAGAAAAAAAUAUAUAUUAAUUUACAUUAUUAAUUAGUCACCACUGUUAAAAGGCUAUUUCUUACCUUUCAAUGUAAAGCUACCUUGGAGUUAAUAGAACUGUUUGGUAACACGUCAUGCUUAGUUGGAUCUUUAACUCUAUUCUUUGUGUCCACAGCAAGUUUCCCAAGACCUGAAUCGGCAGCUCCUUCAGGACGGAUAUCACUUGGAUGAGAUUCCAGAUGAUGAGGACCUGGAUUUGAUCCCACCAAAACCUGUGCGUUCCGUGUCCUGUCCCUGUUGCCUAGGGGAGUCCUGGUCCUGCAGCAUCCAGUGAAUACUCGUGAGAGGAAGUUCCCCUUCCCCCUAGUUCAGAAAGAACCCUCUAGCAUCACCUCUUUUAUAUCUGAAGGUCAUUGUGGAGAGCAGUGCGGAGGUAGUCCUUGCUUACCAUGCCUGGUAGAUGGCUGCGCUCCUCUCUUGUUACAUACAGACCAUUCACCAAGAACUUGUCUGUGUUACACGUGCAGUAGAUAAACCUUUGGUGAAGUGUUUCCAUUUUUUGCCUACGUGUUGGGCAUGCGUAAAAUCUUCUACCUGCAGUCUCUUGGUGGGAUUUAUCUCUCAUACUGACAAAGGGAACAGAUGCUUAUAAUUGGAGAGAAGAGAGAAAACAGAUUAUAGAUUUGUCUAUAUUUGUCACGUGUGUCCAAAUCUUAUCUUUUGACGCCCAAAGAGAGGACACACAUCGUGAUGUUUAGUUGUAACGUUAAGCUGAAUUUGGAUCUGCUUUGCCUAACGUAUGACUCGCACUCUUUUGCUAGCUCAGUAUCUAGGAUAGCUUUUGGUGUUCUGGAUCCAUGGGCUGUCAUCUAGCUUUGUUCUACCUCUAGAUACAUCUAGAUUUAUGGUUGUCUGAAUGGCAGACUCCCUACAUGUUACUGAUUGCAGAGAAAGAUUAAAAUCAAGUUACACUGUGAGGCCUGUGAACGAACAAGACACUCGUGUUACAUUCAAAUUGGAAAUCAAUCUUUCCUGUUGAAAAGAGGGAGCCUUGCUGUUUAUAGAGGUAGUUAAUAGUAUAAAGAACACAAACUAUGCUAUAAAGAGCAUUCAAUCAAUCAAAUUGCACUGACUGGCAGAGCUCUUCAAACAACCCAUAUUCAUGUAUUGAAUCAAUAUUAUAAAACACAGAAAAUUUAUUAGUAAUCACAUCUUUUAAAACAAGAAAGGUCUUAUUUAUUUUUUUAUACCUAUUUUAGAAAGGUUUAGAGUGUGUGAUGUAUAUCUCCCAUAAAUGGGGUACAUUGAUGUUGGCAGGCUUAUGCAAUGUAUGAUCAUAUACUGUAACUAAACCCCCAUUAUUUUUGCCUAAACUAGGUGUUUUUGAAAAAAAAAAAAAGUUUGUGAGCUUUAAUGUUAGUUUCAGGUGAAGUGCACUGAGGUCUGUACGUUGUGUCCUGUGGUUACUAGCACCAUGACAAAAGUGCGCAUGUUCAAGUGAUAUAUGUGUGUGUAUAUAUAUAUUUUUUUUUUCUUCACCUCCUGCUUGAAGGUAACAGCACUGAAUCUGUGCAACAAUAUCAAACCAAAUAUUUGAAUGCACAUGUAUAAAUUAUAAUAUAUUGCUUUUUUUUCUAUUGGGUGUCUUAAAGUGACCCUAAAAUAUUAAUAUAAAUUGUGUAUACCAGUCUACUACAUGCCUGUUUAAAAUCAGUGCGAGCUGAGAGAUGUAGAUUACUAACACAUAUCCCUUCGUUAAAGAUUCAUCUGCCAAUAAAUAUCAGUACGGGUUGUCUGUAGUAACAUAUUAAAGGGGGGGGGAUACUGUUACAAACUAACUGCCAGUGAUUGAUUGCUUUGGUCUUCGUGUUUGGGCAGAGCCAUUCCUCCAAAACCACUUUUUUUUUUUUUUUUUAUAUAUAUAUAAACCAAAUUUUCUUGAUUUUGCAAAACAGACACAAAUGUCAUUACAUCACUGUUAAGACUGUGCUAAGCCUUUAUGUCAAAGAUCUUUGAGGGGAAGCCUAGCAAGUGAGAUGGGCUCCCCUCCUCUCUGUGUGCUGUGUAUAUUUCUCUUUGUAAAUCUUUGCUCUUUUCCACGAUCUGUUCAGGGCUCAGAUGAGAGGGUGUGUUACAGGAGAGCCAUGAGGUUAACGGGAAAAUCUGUUAUAAAUAAUUAUAUUUAUUGUAAUGUUACUGAUUACGACAUUAUAUUAUCCCACCGCCCCCCGUGAAACAAAAAAGGAAUGUUUUAGGUUUGCCUUUCAUCCAGAGGAAUUGCAGAUGCUUCUCCUGCUGUUCUGAGAUCCUCCUUACACAUGAUCUCAGGGCAGUUAACUGCUUCUCCAUGUAGAAGCAUUAUGACCCUAAGGCACAUGCGUGGCAAACUCUGUGCUAUCCUACAGCCAUCUCAUGUAGAAGCAUUACCCUAAUACUUCUGUAUGAGAAGGUUUAGCUGCCUUUGUUGUCGUCAUGCUGGUUGUGAUAACCCCACAGCCUGCUAAAACUGAAGGUGAUCAAGGUGCGGGAAGUGUCUUUUUAGUUAGGCUGUCAGUAGAAGCAUUCUUUUAAUAAGCACAGUUUUAGAUAAUGGGGCAGUUAAGGGAAUUAUUAUAAAUAAUUGGAGAACUCGACCACAACAGCACAACAUGCAGGUUUGUUUUAAAUGAUCACUAUUUUGGGCCUAAAAUUUCCAGUUCACUCUGACUUCUAGACAAUCCAUAGACAAGUGAAUGGCCCUGACAGACGUUCCUGUGAUGUGUAAUAUCAGUGAUCAGGGUGUUAAUUAAUAAUAUGCUGAACACAUAGUACUGGUAUUGCAGGAUUUUCUAUUGUGUUUUUUUUUUUUUUUUUUUCUCUCAAAGCCAGUUGCCCGAGGAGACACCGGUUGCUUUAUGUAUGUUUGUUUUUAUCUUGCUUUGAGUAAUUGGCUGUAGAGGUAAGGGUUAUAUGUUCUAAACACCAUCAAGGCAUGUUAGAGAACGUUACUUGCUUGGAACAUAAUGUGGCAUUCUCUAAUCUGCUUUGAUAGUGUUUGAAAUCUAUCAGAGGUGGGAAACGUUUUACCAUCAUUGAGAAAAACAGGUUAAACCAGGUAAACCGUGUCUCUCUCGGAAAUGCUUGAAUACAUUGCGUAUUGAAUCACUGAGCUAAAAGCCAUGUUGACCUGCAGUUUUAAUUAUUAGUUACGCUGGUUAAAGUGACAUUUUGGGUGUCACCCAAAAUGUUAUACAGCAUUUAAAGCACCAUAACUACUACAAUAAGCGGUAGCUCUUACCAGCCUUUAAUGGUAACCAAUCUCACCCUUAUUUAAAUACAUUUAAGAUGGGAAAAAAUAAAUUAAGUGCCUUUUUGUUGAAGAGAAACUACACCCCCUGUAUUUUGAGAUAUUUAUAUAUUUGUCUCUAAUGGAAUUCCAACUGACAAGGAAUUAUGGGCAUAGAAUUUCCAGAACGUUGCAAACGUGUUGGGCCUCUUGUAUUACUUUAUGGCGGUAUGUUUCGUUUGUACAAACAACCCAGGUCAUUAGCUCCGUUGAUGGCAGAGCAGUAUAAUGUAUUACUAUUGUAUAAUUAGAUUUACUCUCAUUUUGAAAGGUGCAGAGGGAAAAAAGCAAAUCUAGAUUUCAUUUUUUUUUUUUUUUUUGUAUAAUUUUAGAGCAGAGGCAACUCUGAACUUUCAAACUGGCAGAUCAUGUUUUCAAACACCUUAGUGACAUAACAAUGCUUCAUUACCCUGAGGGCACAGUGUGACUGACACCAAAAAAUGCAAAGGGGGGGGGGGAGAAAUAUUGAAAUAAGGCUCAGCUGUCUGGUUUAAGAUGCAUGUCCCUAUGUUUAAUUUAACAUUAACCUUUAAACCUACCUACCAGCAAUGGGACAGACUCAUCACUACAACCUGAUACUCCCAGUGAUGGCUUUUCAGAGAAGUACUGAAACAUCGACAUUUGAAGCCUUAAUCUACUGAUCCAAUGAGAAGCAUUGGGCGCACACAGUGUCUGGCAUCCGCUUACUUUACAGGCUGACACUGGAUAUCCAAUAUGUUUAAUAAUGAAAUCUAUUUCUGUCUGACAUCCACUGGUAGGCAUGGGCACUGCAGGAAAAUGAAGAGAUUUUGUUUCUGAGACUUUCCCUUUUAACAUCAUUCUUUUCAGAUGACAAACCUCUUCCCAUGUUUGUACAUAACCUGCAGUUGGGAUAGCAAUGUCAAAGCAAAUACCUGCAAAACCUGAUUGUUUAAUGAUUGUGUAGACCUAUGCAAACACACCUUUUCAUAGAGUGCCAGUCAUACUUUCACCCAGUUACAGGUGAGCGUAAAAGGCCCAGAGUCGAUUACAUUGUAACUUUCUUUACCAUAUCAUUAUUCUAACCAGACUUUCUUGGCGAGUUAAUUUACUAAAUCCAGAAUCGUGAAUUGAUCACCAACCGGCUGUGACUGGAGUGGAGUUGGAGGUGUGUUAUUUAAAAAAAAUCUAUAAAAAAUUCUUCGCAAUUCCACAAUUUUAGCUUAAAUUCAGCAAUUUGGUUUUCAGUUCAAUUAAAUAAUCCCCUGGGAAAUGUGAAUUGAUAUAGGGAAUGCAUAUUUUAGCAAAAGGUAAAGCGAAAGAAUAGCAAGUAAGGGCAUUGGUUUUUUUCCUGAGCAAUGAGUAGGUAGUGUCACGGCUAUGGGACGUCUCCCAACCAUUAUUUGCAUCUAUUGUCGACGUUACAGAUGCCAUAGAAGGAAUGGACCGAGAAUUCAAGGCAAGACGUUUAUUGAACUCUAACCGUAUGUGAUGAUAUUGUUUAUUUGCUACAAGGAGUGCCCAUUGGAUCGAUAUGUAAAAUCUGGUUAAGCAGAGAUCGCUAAUGAAGUUACGUGGUUAGCUACUUUCAAAGCUUCCCACCAGUUUGGUAAUAAGGGACUGGACCACCAUGUGUAGAUGUAGGAUUUUGAGAAACAAAUACGUACAAAACAGGUGGGGACCAAGUGCCACCUUAAUAUGACUUUCUGUAUCGGCUCAUUGUGGUUGUGCAAUAAAUCCCCAUCCCCAAAAAAAGGGAAUUCUCACAUUUUCUAAAAUGUGCAUUAGGUAAAGCCAGAGGAGUAAAACACUGACGGCAUUAAUGAAGUUACAGGGAAUUAAAUAUUUCUGCAACACCUACCAUGUGUUCUCCCAGUGAACCCUGUUAAAGGCCUUCUGGGGAACAACAGGCAAGGGUGAUUUUCAAGCGUUUAGAGUGACGAAUGAGACUAAUGAACUUCCAGGUAUCGACUGAUGUUUGAUCUACAUGGUGCAGAUUUAGCCAGAAGCUUUACAUACAUCUCUGUAGUAUUAUAAUUGGCAUUUAUAUAGCGCCAAUUUAUUCCACGGUGCUUUACGAUGUUAUAAAGGGGGAUUUAACAACAAAUUGGACAACCUGUUACAAAUUUUGACAGGAACAUUAGAUAUCGAUGUUUGAGAGACAUAGGGGAAAGGGUAUGGCACGCAGUAGGGGUUCUGUCAUUUUGGCGGUUAUGUGGGCAUGGAGGAAUUGUUCUGGGACUGUCUUCGUGGAAGUAAAGACAUUGCACAGAGACAUCAACAGAGUUAAUUACUAAACUGAAAUUCACUUGACAUUCACUGUGAAAUCCCAACAAUUCUGUUGCUCAUUUGAAUGUUCGACAAUUCUUACUUUUAGUGUGGAACGAGCAGAUGUUUAAAUGUCUUGUACUUUGUACCAGAGGAGCCAUUGUAAGAUGUUAUUCCUAUUAAUACCCCAUCUCCUCUCUGGAAGACUGUGGUCAAUGUGGUUUUCCUAUAUGAUGAUGUGUGAAUUUAUGGAAGUUGGAUGUGAAUCUUGUAAAGAUGCAAUGAUUUUUGCUUUAACACUAUUUUGUACUAUACUUACUCUCUGGUUUUGGAGAGGUUAUUGAGAAAUAAAUAGCAAUAAUCUACUGUG
This is a messenger RNA of Pelobates cultripes (western spadefoot toad), 18104 nucleotides long. The record is from the annotation of a GenBank genome assembly. Lineage: Eukaryota; Metazoa; Chordata; Amphibia; Anura; Pelobatidae.